This is a messenger RNA of Glycine soja, 800 nucleotides long. RefSeq names its product thiosulfate sulfurtransferase 18-like. Gene Ontology annotation, molecular function: catalytic activity. Bases 121 to 594 code for a protein of 157 amino acids. The transcript has 6 exons. Lineage: Eukaryota; Viridiplantae; Streptophyta; Magnoliopsida; Fabales; Fabaceae. The record is from RefSeq and is a predicted model, not a curated record.
CCACUCAAACUAUUCACACAAAAUGUUGGAAGCUUUACAUUCGCAAACACAACACGUUGCACCAUAAAACCAUUACUGGUCCAGGUACAUACAUAAGCAGCACCAAAGACAUUUCUCGUCAUGGGUUCUAUUGGAAUUGAGAGCUCGGGACCCGAGGUUGUCACAGUUGAUGUACAUGCAACCAAGGAUCUGAUCCAGACCAGUCAUGUUUAUCUGGAUGUCAGGACGGUGGAAGAGUUCCAGAAAGGACAUGUGGAUGCAGAGAAGAUCAUUAACAUUCCGUACAUGUUUAAUACACCGGAAGGCAGAGUGAAGAAUCCAGAAUUUCUUAAGGAGGUUUCAUCUGCUUGUAAGAAAGAAGAUCACAUCAUCGUGGGUUGUCAAAGUGGAGUGAGAUCUCUAUAUGCAACUGCGGAUCUUCUGACCGAAGGAUUUAAGGAUGUGAGCAACAUGGGAGGAGGAUAUAUGGACUGGGUUAAAAAAGAAUUUCCAGUGAAAGCACCUUUGGAGUUGGUUAAAAACGAAGUGCCAGUGAAAACACCUUUGGAGUUGGUUAAAAAUGAAUUUCCAGUGAACCCACCUAUAGUUGGUUAAAAAAGAAUUGCCAAAUUGAAAAAAUUAAGGAGCUCUGAUAUGAUCAUUGCUCUUUGUAUUAUAGUUUCCAUGGAUGUUAUUACGUUAUCUUUCGUAUUUACUACUUUCAGCUUGUUAAUUAAGAAGACUAUUAAGAAAACAAUGUAAUUGUAUCUACUUAAGUGAAAUAAUGCACAAGGGUUACCUGCGUAAAGCCAUUCAGAGUC